AUGCUUCUGACUUUUACCCUUCAAAAAGCACGUGGAACGCAUAGCCCGCGAGUUUUUACGAGUAUCCGCUGCGUUAGUGUUAUGGCAAAUGUUAUGUCUUUCGAUAAUGUCCAUCAGCUUAUACUUGAUAGUCAAAAGCGGACCUUCUUUCCGCCUCCCUCAUUCCACGUCUCCCUUUUCACCUCUCUCUUUAAACCUCUCUCUCUCUUUUCACUUCUCUCUCUUCCCACCUCUCUCUCUCUUUCCACCUCUCUCUCUCUUCCCACCUCUCUCUCUUUCCACCUCUCUCUUCCCACCCCUCUCUCUCUCUUCCCAUCUCUCUCUCUCUUUCCACCUCUCUCUGUCUUUUCACCUCUCUCUCUUCCCACCUCUCUCUCUUUUCACUUCUCUCUUUCCACCUCUGAGAUAUCUCGCCUUCAUGCCAGUGUAGGCUCUUUAUUUCUUAUUCUUCGUCUGUAUUACAUAUCUAUCUUUUGUUUGAAAUACGGUGUUGUCAUAAUACUCUAG
This is a messenger RNA of Acanthosepion pharaonis, 507 nucleotides long. Lineage: Eukaryota; Metazoa; Mollusca; Cephalopoda; Sepiida; Sepiidae. The record is from the annotation of a GenBank genome assembly.